AUGGAGGCAGAUGAAACCACAGAUAUUGCCACACUGGCCCAGCUUGUGCUUGUUUUGCGCUACAUCGACGACAAAAAUAACGUGCAGGAAAGAUUUUUUGAGUUCAUCCCUCUGCAGUCAGCUACAGCUGAGUCCAUUGCAACUGCACUAAAAGAGCGUCUUGCUUCUAUCCUCCCCGAGGAUCAGAAAAGUAAGCUCAUCUGCCAGGCAUAUGAUGGAGCCAGCGUGAUGAGGGGUGCCACUGCAGGUGUACAGAGAAAAGUACAAGAUGUGUAUCCAAAUGCCCACUAUAUCCACUGCUACGCUCAUCAGCUCAACCUGAUUAUGCAGCAGGCCACGUCUCACAUAUCCAAGACGAGAAUUUUUUUUUCUAACAUUGGUGGAUUUGCCAGCUUUUUUUCUAAGUCACCCAAGCGGACAUGUUUUCUGGAUAAAGUGGUUGCCCAUAGACUGCCGAGAUCCAGCAAUGUCAGAUGGAACUUUCAUAGCCGUGCCAUUAAUACAGUUUUUGAGCACAGAGAGGAUCUCAUUCACUGUUUUGAGAGCAUACAAGACUCCGGUGACUUUGACCCCAAUACUGUCAGAGAAGCAGGUGCCCUGGCCAUGCUACUGGAGAAUGAGGAUUUUAAGUUCUUUCUGGAACUUUAUCAGCACAUCAUGCCACAUGUAGACUUCCUCUAUGCCAAGCUCCAGAAGAAGAACAUUGAUUCGGUCCAUAUCAAAGUGAGCAUCCAACAGUUCCAACAGGAAAUACAAAAGAUCAGAAACUCUCUCCACUCCAUUGGUGAACAUAACAGUGGUUCUCAGCCAACAAAGAGACGCCGGGUGCUCAGUCCGGAAGAACGUGAAAGGAUUGCAGCAGAGGUCUGUGACACAAUCCUGGGACACACUAGGGAGCGUUUCUCCUUCACAGACAGACCACCUUGUCUGUGCCACCUUGUUGCAGGGGGACAGGUUUGA
Molecule: messenger RNA, 960 nt
Organism: Rhinichthys klamathensis goyatoka
Lineage: Eukaryota; Metazoa; Chordata; Actinopteri; Cypriniformes; Leuciscidae
Product: zinc finger MYM-type protein 1-like
Exons: 4
Coding region: 1-960 (319 amino acids)
Source: RefSeq, a predicted model, not a curated record